Messenger RNA from Haemonchus placei, 636 nucleotides. The record is from the annotation of a GenBank genome assembly. Lineage: Eukaryota; Metazoa; Nematoda; Chromadorea; Rhabditida; Trichostrongylidae.
AUGUCAGUCGAGACUAACGUCGCUCACCCGUGGCAAUAUCCAUAUAUUGCAACCUCCUGGCUAGCAGGGAUGGUUAAUGGGAUAAGGUUUUUCAAUGGAAUGCAACGUCUUCUUUUCACUGUAGUGCUUCUAAAGCACAUAUUAGCAGCGCAGGAUGUCUUAUUUUUUCACAUUGAUCAACCCAGGCAACUAGCGUACACAUACCAAAUGCAGCCUUCGCACAGCGUCGGAGUCCCAUUCCCGAAAUACUCUUACAAGAAGGCGUCACUCGUUUACGCGUAUCCCGCUCAUGGUUGCGAGCCUUUGAAAAACAAACUCGGUGCGAAUGAAGUUGUGCUGCUGGAGAGAGGAGAAUGCUCCUUUGUGGAAAAGAUUAUAAAUGCGGAGAAUGCUGGGGCAUUAAUAGCACUGGUCACUGACUCGCAUUCUGGAAGCGACGAGUUUGUGGAUAUGGUGACAGAUUCGACGGAGCGACAAGCGGGCAUACCCGCUGGUUAUAUUACGGGUGCUAGUGGCCGUCGGAUACGGGACUUCCUGCUAUAUUCGGAUGGAGCCAUACAAAUGACAAUUCCAUUGAACCAUACACUUGCUCUGGUUCGUGAAAUUCCCAAUAAACCACCAUGGGAAUUAUGGUAG